AUGGCAACAGUAAGCCCCCUCCACAUUCUUGAACUAUACUCUGAAACCAAUUUUCAGCAUUUUAAGAGAAACCUACUACUGGUGAACAAAUUUCAGUUAAUCACUGGCAUUGGUAAUCCAAUUGUCCAGAAAGUCAUGGACUACGCUGAGAUGUUUAACAAGUCGGCCAAUGCUUGCGGAAUGUGCAACGUGCAGGUGUCUUGCUCUCCGAGAUGCGACUACACUCCCGGCGGCAAUUCGUUCGGACUGGCGGAUCGGAUCUGCGAUCUUCCUACAGAGAAGCAGGCCUGUGCAAUGACUCAACAAGCAUUCGAUGACCUGUCUGGGGAUUGUAAAGUGUGGCCACCACGUUAA
This is a messenger RNA of Angiostrongylus costaricensis, 354 nucleotides long. The record is from the annotation of a GenBank genome assembly. Lineage: Eukaryota; Metazoa; Nematoda; Chromadorea; Rhabditida; Metastrongylidae.